Closterium sp. NIES-67 is the source of this 468-nucleotide messenger RNA. The record is from the annotation of a GenBank genome assembly. Lineage: Eukaryota; Viridiplantae; Streptophyta; Zygnematophyceae; Desmidiales; Closteriaceae.
GCGACCGGAUAUGGGUCGCGUCAUCGAGAACAAACAUAUCGAGAAGCUGUGCAAGGCCGUCCCUCCGAACAUAGCGAAGCUGAUUUGGAAAUACCCGGACAUUUUACCAGACGAUCUACCAGCUGGACUCCCGCCGAGCCGUCCUAAGGACCACAUAAUCGAGUUGGAACCAGGUGCCCAACCGACGGUACAGCGCCAAUUUCGGCUCAGCCAACCGGAACUGGAAGAAUUACAGCAGCAGCUGGAUUACCUUCUGACAAAGGGAUUUAUCCAGCCCAGCACGUCACCCUACGCCGCCCGGAUACUGUUCACGCCGAAGAAAGAUGGAGGAUUCAGAAUGUGCAUUGACUACCACACGCUCAACCAGAUCACCAUCAAGUCGCGUUCCCUGAUCCAGCGAGCGACGAACUUCUCGACCAACUUCGUAGUGCCAGGUUUUUCUUGAAGAUUGAUUUGCGAGGAGAUUAC